Caenorhabditis angaria is the source of this 7818-nucleotide messenger RNA. NCBI's taxonomy places the organism in Eukaryota, Metazoa, Nematoda, Chromadorea, Rhabditida, Rhabditidae. The record is from the annotation of a GenBank genome assembly.
AUGGUUACAACAAGAAGUGGCGUUAAAUCUGGAAAAGCUGAGCCAAAUGAGGCGAAAAAUGGAGAAACAAGCGCAUCAGGAAAUACGAGAAAUCGUGCAAGAAGUGCUGUAGCCGCAAAAUCAUCGCAAACAUCAACGAGAAAAAGAGCGAAGAGCACAGCGCCAACUUCGCAAAAACGACAAAGAGUGAGUUUUUUUCACCAUAUUUUCGAAUAUUCACGGGAAACUGGUCGAUUUCGAAGAAUUUUCUGUUUAUUUCAAAUUAAAAGUCAUAGGAAAAAUUGGAAAAAUCUACAAAUAAGAAUUCAAACCGAGAUCAAUUUGAAUUUGAAUUUCAGGUUGCGUCGAAUGAUCCAGAUGUUUCACCUGAUCUUCAACAAAGGCAAACACGUUCGAUGACACGUGGCGUUUCUUCGAAUUCACAAGGUUCGAGUUCAAUUUCAAACGCAAGAUCUGCUCAAACUUCGGAACAAUCGGUCAGUUCAAUUUUCAUCUCUGGGAAAUUAGCAUUUCUUCAAACUGUUCAAAGCUUACAACAAAAAAGGAGAUUUAAGUUUUUACAGUGAAAAUUGAGAAACAUCUUCUUGAAAAUUAGACUGAAGCCUAUGUAAUUCUGAAAGUAAUCUCAAACAAAUUUUUCAAGGACAGAAUCUAGAAAUAUAAACAUCUACAAAAAAGGAUACAAACAGAAAUCAAUUUUUAAUUUUUAGGCUUCGUUCGCUCAACAAUCAAAUGCACGAAAAUCGCGAUCAAAAUCGAUCUUGCCAAAUACAAUCGCAGCAACUAGGGCAGCAAAAAAAGGAAAAACAGCAGAAUCGAAUGCAGGAAUUUUAUCGAGAAGAGGAUCAGUUGUUGGAACUCAAAUCGGAGAUGAUUCUGGUGCCGGAUGUUCUACUAAUGUUAGUUUUUUUUUGUUUUUCGAUUAAUAGUAAAUUCCCAUCGUCUUGGAGAACAUUUUAGAGAAAAAUUCUCACAAGGAAACCAGUUUGGAGUUGUUUGGACCAACCAGAUGAAAUUUUUGUACAUUUUUCAUUUUUUUUCUGUUUUCUAUUUUUCGCUGAAUUAAUGAGUUUGAAAUUAAUUUAUAAAUAUGUACAACAGUUUUUAAUCAUCAUUUUCCAGGUCAAACAUUGCUCACACCCCAAAUUUCGUAACAAAAUCAUUUUUUUUUCAAAAUUCGAUGAAGCUACACAAGUUUGAUUCAAAAAAAAUUGCAUUUUAUUCGGAUUUUUCAAUGGAACUCAAUCAGGCUACAGACAGAAUGGUUAAUUUUUGAUAAUAAUUUUUUUUGUGAAUAUUUUUUUCAUUUGUAUUUAUCACAAUAAACGUUUUUUUUUGAUACGCAUAAAAUACUAUUCAGCCAAAAAAGAUACUGAAAACGAGUUCCAAACAAAGCUCCUCAAAAUCCGCCUCCUUGGAAUUCCCACCAACGGGAAGUUCCAAUGGAUGUACACGCUUUGAGUUACAAUCAAACUCCGAACUGGUUUCCUGGAAAUUGAGAAACAUCUUCUUGAAAAUUAGACUGAAGCAUAUGUAAUUCUGAAAGGAAUUCCGACAGAAUCUAGGAAUAUAAACAUCUACAAAAAAGGAUACAAACAGAGAUUUGAAUUUCAGGUUGUUACGAUUACUGGACAAGGCAAUGAUGGAGCACAUCGUGGAAGACGUUCUCAAAGCCGCUCAACAACACGUGCAGAUCGUGCUCCUUCUACUUCAACAACACGUGCUGGACGAGCAUCGGAACUUGCAAGUGUUGAAUCGGUUAGUUUAUUUUUCAUGUUUAUAUUUUUGUGGAAAACUAACACCGCUUUGAAUAUUCCAAAUUUCUCGUGGAAACCUCAAACUUUUCUAUUUUCAAAGUCACCCAUUUUUUAUCAAAAGAGAAAUCCAAAUCAAUUUCAGAUGUUUUUGAAUUUUUCAUUAAAUUUUAUAAUUCAUCUGAAAAAUCAUUCUGAAGUCUCAACUUUUUUGACAAGCUCAAUGAUAACUUGAGAACUUUAUAACUCAUCUGAAAAUUAAUCUUAAACACAAAAUUUUCUUUAUGAAGUUUAGGAUUUAAUUUUGAAUAAAAAAUAAUUCAAAAAAUCAAAAUAAAAUUCCAACCUAAUUUUAGAAGAAGGUAUUAUAAAAUUGAAAAAUUCAAAAUGUAACAAAAAAGAACAAAUUGAGAAAAGUUAAUAAAAACAAAUUAUUAUUUUUCAUCUCUAUAUUUUUGUGGAAAACGAACACUGCUUUGAAUAAUUCAAAUUUCUCGUGGAGAUUUAUUGUUAGAGAAAAAAAUUGAAGAUUUUUAUAAAAUCAAAUUUUCUGAAUCAAAAAAGAAAUCCAAAUCAAUUUCAGAUUUUUUUUUGAAUUUUUCAUUAAAUUUUAGAAAUCUCUAUAUUUCAUUUUUCAAUUUAUUCAAAAUUUCAAAAAAACUUUUGAACUUUUUUCAAGCUUCAGGGAAACUUGAGGACGCAUCUGAAAAUUAAUCUCAAACCCAAAAGUUUCUUUAUGAAGUUUAGGAUUUAAGAGACGUUAUUCAUAAAAACCAAAAUCAGUCGGCACAAACAAAAAAUUCGAAUUUCGGUUUUUUUAUUUAUUUGAAAGCCCUUUGGGUAGGAAGCAAAACGCGCAUAAUAUGACGUCAUACAAACGUCUCCUCCUCCCGGACUACACGGUUUUGUACCGGAACGGUAUUUUUUCGAUCUAACGUAACUUUGCUCUACGUUCACAUUUUUUCAUGUUUAAAAAAGCAAAAAUGCUUAUUUUCUUGCGAUAAAUCGACUGGAAGCAACGACGAAAUCAUUAGAUUACGUUUAAAGAAAGUUCUAAAAUGACCCCCCAAAAAAUAUGCUUGGGAGUAACGACGUCCUUUCAACUCCUUUUCCAUUCGAUUCCUCUCGAUUUUUUAGGUAUAUUAACAUAAAAAAUAAAUAAAAUCAUGACACCUUUCAUAUUGUGAUAUACCGUCAAAAACAACCUAUCUGCGCGCAUGCAACAAACACAUGUUCUCACCUCUCCCUUUCUUGCUUUUUUUUUUCACUAUUUUUCAUCAUUUUUUCUUUGAAACAGCUAGUUUUUGACUUUUUAAUAUAAUAUAUACAGUAUUUGUCAUUAAAAAAUCAUCUAUGAUGAAAUUCAAAGAUAAUUUAUCUUUUUCAUGAAAAAAAAUCAAAUAAUAUUAAUUUUGAAUAUUUUUUUGAAGUUUCACUUUAUAUGGAAUGCUGAUUUGAGUAACUAAAUUAAUUUUUUUGAUUCUUCAUACUUCUUUCUAGCCUCAAAUAAUUUUUUGAACCAUUUAAAGGCUUUAUCUGAAUGAUUGUUUCCAAUUCAUUACAGGAUAUUCAAGAAAUUUCGAAAUUUCAACACACACCUGUUCGCACCUCUCCCUUUCCUGUUUUUUUUUAUCGAUCCGAAUUUUUUUUUGUUUUUUAUAAAGAGGGGACAAACUUUCCUUGACUCGUACGAUUGAAAAAAACACACUUGAACUUUAAUCAAACUACACAAUGUAUUGGUUUGAUCCUUGAUGAAUUCUAGCUCUGUUUAUUUAUGUAGAGCAAAAUCUUAUUCUUUUGGUUCCUCCGUUUUUUUUCAAUCGUACGAGUCAAGGAAAGUUUGUCCCCUCUUUAUAAAAAACAAAAAAAAUUCGGAAGGGGAGAGGUGCGAACAGGUGUGUGUUGAAAUUUCGAAAUUUCUUGAAUAUCCUGUAAUGAAUUGGAAACAAUCAUUCAGAUAAAGCCUUUAAAUGGUUCAAAAAAUUAUUUGAGGCUAGAAAGAAGUAUGAAGAAUCAAAAAAAUUAAUUUAGUUACUCAAAUCAGCAUUCCAUAUAAAGUGAAACUUCAAAAAAUAUUCAAAAUUAAUAUUAUUCGAUUUUUUUUCAUGAAAAAGAUAAAUUAUCUUUGAAUUUCAUCAUAGAUGAUUUUUUAAUGACAAAUACUGUAUAUAUUAUAUUAAAAAGUCAAAAACUAGCUGUUUCAAAGAAAAAAUGAUGAAAAAUAGUGAAAAAAAAAGCAAGAAAGGGAGAGGUGAGAACAUGUGUUUGUUGCAUGCGCGCAGAUAGGUUGUUUUUGACGGUAUAUCACAAUAUGAAAGGUGUCAUGAUUUUAUUUAUUUUUUAUGUUAAUAUACCUAAAAAAUCGAGAGGAAUCGAAUGGAAAAGGAGUUGAAAGGACGUCGUUACUCCCAAGCAUAUUUUUGGGGGUCAUUUUAGAACUUUCUUUAAACGUAAUCUAAUGAUUUCGUCGUUGCUUCCAGUCGAUUUAUCGCAAGAAAAUAAGCAUUUUUGCUUUUUUAAACAUGAAAAAAUGUGAACGUAGAGCAAAGUUACGUUAGAUCGAAAAAAUACCGUUCCGGUACAAAACCGUGUAGUCCGGGAGGAGGAGACGUUUGUAUGACGUCAUAUUAUGCGCGUUUUGCUUCCUACCCAAAGGGCUUUCAAAUAAAUAAAAACCGAAAUUCGAAUUUUUUGUUUGUGCCGAGACCUAUGCGAAUUAUUAUGAUUUUACAAAUAACGUCUCUUAAUUUUGAAUAAAAAAUAAUUCAAGAAAUCAAAAAAAAAUUCCAACCUAAUUUUAGAAGAAGGUAUUGUAAAAUUGAAAAAGUCAAAAUGUAACAAAAAAGAACAAAUUGAGGAAAGUUAAUAAAAAAAUAAUAAUUAUUUUUCAUGUUUAUAUUUUUGUGGAAAACUAUUUGAAUAAUCCAAAUUUCUCAAAAAGAAUGUGGAGAUUUAUUGUUAGAAAGAAAUAUUCGAAGCAAAAUUUAAGAUUUUUUGGGUGGAAACCGCAAACUUUUCUAUUUUUAAAGUCACCCAUUUUUUAUCAAAAGAGAAGUCCAAGUGAAUUUCAGAUUUUUUUUAAAUUUUUCAUUAAAUUUUAGAAACCUCUAUAUUCAUAUUUCAAUUUCUUCAAAAUUUCAAAAAACUUUUGAACUUUUUUUCAAGCUUCAGGGAAACUUGAGUACGCAUCUGAAAAUUAAUCUUAAACCCAAAAUGUUCUUCAUGAAGCUUAGGAUUUCAUUUUGAAAAAAAAAUAAUUCAAGAAAUCAAAAUAAAAAUCUAACCUGAUUUCAGAAGAAGGUAUUAUAAAAUUGAAAAAUUCAAAAUGUAACAAAAAAGAACAAAUUGAGGAAAGUUAAUAAAAAAAUAAUAAAAAUUUUGAAAUAACACAAAAAAUAUUGAUUAAAAUUUCAGGCUCCACCGGUUGCUGAAUCAAAUGAUAUGAGAUCCACGAGAUCGAGAUCGACUUCGUUCUUCCCCGUUAAUGUAUCAUCAACAUCAGUUGCAUCAUUGCGUUCUUCUCGUCAAAGAUCAUCGACUCCUGGUCCACAAGCAGAUACAAGAGGAGGUCAAACGAAAUCUCGAAAGUCCAUGAAGGUUAAUUCAGAUACUGAAAAAAAAAUUCCAAACAGAUUUUUUGAACAUCUGAAUUGUUCACAAGAUUUAGGAAAAAUGGUUAGAGUCUAUUUAUUUUACAAAAAUAGUCUUACACAUUUUCUUUCUAUAUUUGAGCUCUAAAUAAAAAUUUCAGGUUCCGCCAAUCGAUUUGCCAACUCCAGAUGUUUCACCAAGAAAAACAAGAUCGCGAUCAAAAAGCGUUGCUCAAAAAUCUCCAGAAGCUUCGACUGUUGAUGAAAUUUCCGGAAGACAAACGCGAUCUCGCUCCAAAUCUUUUGUACAAUCUCAAAAUGUUCCGAAAUCUACUGGUAAAGCAGCUGAAGAUGUGAGACGAUUGGAACUAUUGCAAAAAAAAAUGGUUAGUUUAUUUUUUUUUGAAUCGGAAAUUUUGAAAAAAUGAGAAAGAAUGUUGGAUCAUUAAACACAAAAUCCGGAAUGAUUUCUAGAAAAAUUUGCAACUUUUUUCUCUAUUUUCACGGCUUCUAGAAAAAAAUUCCAAGGACCUUUUUUAUUGUUUAAUGUUUUUUGAAAGUUGUAAAGAAAAAUCCAGCUAAAGUUUAAAAAAAUUAAAAAAACAUUUCCAUAUCAACUUUGUUCUGAAACUUCUAGAAAAAUUCUAAAGACUUUUUUUGAUAAUUAAAUUUUUAUUUUGAAAUUCUAAAAAAAAUCGUGGGACUUUAUUUAGUAUUUGGGAAGUUUACAAGAAAUGUGUGAAUAAAAAAAUGAAACAAAGAAAGCAAAUUAACCAAAAUUUCAGAUCCCACCGGAUGUUGAGCAACAUGACGAUGAUUCGCGACGUGUUACACGAUCUCGAUCGAAAAGUUUGGUUUCAAACAAUGUUCUUUCGACGCCAAAACCUGCGCCAUUUCGAAAUUAUGGUAAAAGCAAUGUUUUGGUGCUCGCAGUAAAGUAUCACAAAUUGGAGAUAAUUGAAAAGAAGAAAGCGAUAGAGGAAAAGUUGGAAAUUUUCCAAGAAUUUUCGAAAGCCGAAGCUGAACAAAUUGGGAUUGUUGUGGAACAAGAGGAGGAGGAUACUAGGGUUUACUGGGGUGAGUUUUUUAUUGGGAUUUAUCAAAUUUAUUUUCAAACUCAUUUUCAAAAAUAAAACACUUUAAUUCAAACUUUGUCAAUUUCUGCUGAAUUAGUAUGAGAAAGUUGAAAAAACUAUUUAUAAUUUCUUCAUUAAAAUAGUUAAUGAAUUUUGGAAUUUCGAUAGAUGUUUUCAUCAAAACAUCUCAAACUUCUGAAUAAAUUGUUGGAUAUAAAAUUUUGAAAAAAAACCGCAAAAAAAACUCCAAAAAACCUCGAACAUAAUUACAGAAAAAAGAUUGAAAAAAUUAAUCAAUAUUUAUUGCAGAUUGCCCCUGCUGUCGACUUCAAUACAAAUUGAUAUGCGGAAAACAUCCGCAUUUCAUUUGUAAAGAAGCCGCGGCAGGAGUUGGAAAAAACGGUUUGCGAAAAAUCGACGCCACCAAGUUUUCGAAUUGCCCCAUCGACAAUUGCAGGAGCUGGAAGAGGCCUUUUUGCGAAUAUAGACUUGCCAGUUAGUUUUUGCAUCUAAAAAAAAACCAAAAUUUCUAGAAGCUAAUGUCAGAAAAAAUCGAUAAUAAAUUAUUCAUCACAUCCUAAAAAAUAUUUAAAAUUUGGAUUUUUCAGAUUGGUUUCGUUUUCGGACCGUAUGUUGGAGUUCGGUCGUCGCAAGAUCCCACUUCUGGCUACAGUUGGCUCAUCGAAGGCGAACAUGGGGAAGCUGACACGUAUGUCGACGCUCAAGACGAAAACAGCAGCAACUACUUGAGAUUUGCUAAUGGUGCCAAGUCGGCAAAAGCGGAAAACGUCACAGCGGUGCAAUACCAAAACCAUAUUUUUUACAUGGUAUGUCAUCCGAUACCAGCAAACGGCGAACUGUUCUGUAAGUUUUUUUUGGGGAGAUUUGGUCUAGAAAAUUUAAACUUCAUAUAUUUUACAAGGGACUUCUAUUAGGGUGAUAAUGGGUUUCGAAUUAAGGCAAGUAUAGUAUUCUCUGAUCACGUCGCCAAGAUUUUCUGAGCAAAAUUUGAAGCUCAUUUGCGCGGCACGGCUCAGACGGAGCUCAUAAUCAGCAGAUAUUUUUUUCGGGAUCGUGAUGAGCACGUAGACUUACCUUAUUUCAAAACCCGUUAUGUCCCUUCUAAAUAAAGAAAUCUAGAAUCUAAAUAUUUCAAUUCAUCAAACUCCUAACAAAAUAUUGAAAAAUACGUUUUUUUAAGGCUUCUAUAGCGAACAGUUUGGCCGUUUUCGCAAGACUCCUCUCAAUCGCGCCCCGUUACAACCGCAUCGCUCUUCAUCUCGCCGCACAAAUCAUCGUGAAAACCAGCUCGAACAAGACGAAGAAUAUGACGACGAUUUUGAUGCUAGAGAACCAUCGACAAGCACAAAUCAAGGGCAACGCCCAAACCGUCGCUGA